GGUGAAACGUCCAUACGCGACAUGCUCAAAUUCGCACUUUUAACUCGCUGCUCGUGGCUACGGACGAGUGAGCGACUGUCAGUUCUAAAGCCUCCAGCAAGGUGGACGCGAACACAGAGACGGCUUUAUUCCGAGGUUCGCCAUAACGCACCUACGGGUGCUCAGGAUAGGGCCACGGUCGGGGUCUUCACUCCAAAAGCUGCCGCGCUAUUCGUGGCAACGGGCAUCGGACUGUACUUCUACUUCCAUCACGAGAAGCAAAAACUCCUGGAGCAGAAACAAAAACAACUAGAGUCCCGUACCGUUGGUCGAGCACAAGUCGGAGGUCCGUUUACGCUGACGUCGCACGAGAACAAGCCCUUUUCAGACAAGGACCUGCUCGGAAAAUGGAAUUUCAUGUACUUUGGCUUUACCAACUGUCCUGAUAUCUGUCCUGCUGAAUUGGACAAGAUCGGGGCAGUGGUCACUCCGCUAGAAAAAGAGUAUGGGAAUAUUUUCCAACCCGUUUUCAUUUCGGUCGACCCCGCAAGAGACACCAUCCCACAAAUGCAGCGCUACCUUGCCGACUUCCAUCCUCGCAUCAUCGGCCUUAUGGGUGACUAUGCGACCACCAAGAACGUAUGCAAAGCAUAUCGUGUCUACUUCUCGACACCACCCAACGCGGAUCCGAAUGGCGACUAUCUGGUCGACCACUCUAUAUAUGUUUACCUCAUGGACCCGAAAGGCCAGUUCGUAGAAGCAUUUGGCCAGAGCACGACAAGCGAAGAGGUCGUCGAAAGAGUGAAGAAAGAGAUUGCUGAAUAUGAACAAGAGACCGGCAGGAAGGUAUAGAAAUUCGACGCCGCUAGCGAGGGGUCGUGGAGUAUUUCGCAAGUUUUUAGAUUACUUU
This is a messenger RNA of Pisolithus orientalis, 889 nucleotides long. RefSeq names its product SCO1 protein. The transcript is spliced from 4 exons. The coding region runs from base 22 to 831 and encodes 269 amino acids. Gene Ontology annotation, biological process: intracellular copper ion homeostasis; mitochondrial respiratory chain complex IV assembly. Gene Ontology annotation, molecular function: copper chaperone activity; copper ion binding. Lineage: Eukaryota; Fungi; Basidiomycota; Agaricomycetes; Boletales; Pisolithaceae. The record is from RefSeq and is a predicted model, not a curated record. Gene Ontology annotation, cellular component: mitochondrial inner membrane.